This is a messenger RNA of Lodderomyces oxycetoniae, 3198 nucleotides long. RefSeq names its product translation initiation factor eIF5B (gene FUN12). Gene Ontology annotation, cellular component: mitochondrion; cytoplasm. Lineage: Eukaryota; Fungi; Ascomycota; Pichiomycetes; Serinales; Debaryomycetaceae. The transcript has a single exon. Gene Ontology annotation, molecular function: translation initiation factor activity; GTP binding; GTPase activity. Gene Ontology annotation, biological process: translational initiation. Bases 1 to 3198 code for a protein of 1065 amino acids. The record is from RefSeq and is a predicted model, not a curated record.
AUGGGCAAGAAGAAUAGUAAGAAAGCUGGGGGUGAUAUUUGGGAUGAUGAUGAGGAGUUAGUUGGAGAGUUACCUCAGGCGGAAGAAUUUGGAGUUGAUCCUAAUUCAUCAGCAGGAGACGUUAAAGAAGAAGCUGUAGAAGCUGUAGAAGCUGUAGUAGCCGAAGAGGCUUCUGCAGAUGACAUUGCUGGAGACUUUUUAGGAACUAUUCGUAAGAACAAGCAAAAGAAGGCAAGUAAGGAAGAAGAGAAGAACAAAGUUGAUACCUCUAAUGGAGGUGGUGGUGCACCAAAAAUAUUGUCGAAAAAGGAAAAGGAAAAAUUGAAAAAAGAGGCGGAGAAGCAAAAGAAAAAGGAGUUGGCAAACAUGAAGAAAGAACAGCAAGCUAAUAAGAAGGAGCAGAUUAAGGAAGCUAAUAAACAAAACUCCGCUGCUGCUGCUUCUGCCGCUGCUUCUGCCGCUUCAUCAGCACCAGCAUCAGCUACCCCAGAAGCAGAGAAUAAGGCGGUGCCCGAGAAAGUAAAAGAAGAUAAACAACAAAAACCAGCUAAAAAGGGUAAGAAAGCACCAGCCGGUAUUGCUGCAUUAAAGAAACAAUUGGAGUUGAAAAAGCAACUCGAAGAGGAACAGAGAAGAUUAGAGGAAGAAGAAGAACAGCGUCAACUAGAAAAAGAAAGGUUAGCUGCUGAGGAGGAGGCUAAACUUGAAGAGGUCAAAGCCGCUAAAAGAGAGCGUGAUAGAUUAAAGAAGGAGCAGUUGAAAGCUGAAGGAAAAUUGUUGACCAAGAAACAAAAGGAAGAAAAGAAGUUGCGGGAACGUCGUCGUGCUCAAUUAUUACAAGCAGGUAAUAUCACAAUUGCUGGUUUGCAGCAAGAUGCCUCUGGAAAAGCUGAUAAAGAAACUCAGAAACCAAAAAAUGUUGUUUACACGAAAAAGAAACUGUCGAAACCAAAGACUUUUAUUCAGAAACCCCAGCAUACAGUACAACCAGUUGAAACAGGAGAUAAAAAAGAGGAAGAAGAUACAGAGCAAGCGUUUGUUGACGAUUGGGAGAAGAUCGCUUUAGUAGAUGAUGAUGAUGAUGACAAUAUUGAUGGAAAGGGCGAAGUAGAAGAUUGGGAGUCAUAUGCGGUUGACGAAACCAAGCCGGCAGAUGGAGAGGAGGAAAAGGAAGAUAAGCUCGAAAAACAAGAAAAAGAAGAUGAGGAAGAGGAAGAAGAAGAAGAAGAAGAAGAAGAAGAAGAAGAGAAAAAGAGAAAAGAGGAUGAAGCGGCGGCAGCGGCAGCAGCAGCAGCAGCAGCAGCAGCAGCAGAGAAUGAAAAGAAAGCCAAGAAUAAGGAACUGGACGUACAACCUGCUGGACAAAAGAAGAAGGACACUUCAUCUAUUAAAGAGUUGCGUUCUCCUAUAUGUUGUAUUUUGGGACAUGUUGAUACUGGUAAGACCAAAUUAUUGGAUAAAAUUCGUCAAACAAAUGUUCAAGGUGGUGAAGCAGGAGGUAUUACUCAACAAAUUGGUGCCACUUAUUUCCCAGUUUCUGCAAUUAGGCAGAAAACUGCAGUUAUGGCAAAAUACGAAAAGCAACUUUUUGAAGUUCCAGGAUUGUUGAUCAUUGAUACCCCUGGUCACGAGUCAUUUACUAACUUGAGAUCUCGUGGUUCAUCUUUAUGUAACAUUGCUAUAUUGGUUAUUGAUAUAAUGCAUGGCCUUGAGAAGCAGACAAUGGAGUCGAUAAGAUUGCUUAGGGACAGAAAAGCUCCAUUUGUUGUGGCAUUAAAUAAAAUUGAUAGGUUGUAUGACUGGAAAGAAACACCAAAUAAUUCCUUUAGGGAUUCAUUUGCUCAGCAAGCUAAGUCUGUCCAACUGGAAUUUCACAAAAGAUAUGACCAGAUAAAGUUGGCACUUGCGGAACAAGGGUUGAACUCGGAAUUAUACUUUCAAAACAAGAAUAUGGCAAAGUAUGUAUCGAUUGUACCUACGUCUGCAGUCACCGGCGAGGGUGUUCCUGAUUUGUUGUGGUUGUUAUUAGAAUUGACACAGAAGAGAAUGUCCAAACAAUUGAUGUACUUGUCUAAAAUUGAAGCCACUAUUUUGGAAGUUAAAGUUGUUGAAGGGUUUGGUUAUACUAUUGAUGUUGUUUUAUCGAAUGGUAUAUUGAGAGAAGGUGACAGAAUAGUGCUAUGUGGAUUGAAUGGUCCUAUAGCAACUAACAUCAGAGCUUUGUUGACACCACCACCUUCAAGAGAGCUACGUAUCAAAUCAGAGUACAUACAUCACAAGGAGGUGAAAGCAGCGUUGGGUGUUAAGAUUGCCGCAAACGAUUUGGAGAAAGCGAUUGCUGGUUCUCGUUUGUUAGUUGUUGGUGAGGAUGAUGAUGAGGAAGAAUUGAUGGAUGAAGUGAUGGACGAUUUAACGGGUUUGUUAGAUUCUGUUGACACAUCUGGAAGGGGUGUUGUUGUGCAGUCAUCAACUUUAGGUUCAUUAGAAGCUUUGUUGGACUUUUUAAAGGAUAUGAAGAUUCCGGUCAUGUCCAUUGGGUUAGGUCCUGUUUACAAGAGGGAUGUUAUGAAAGCAGUAACGAUGUUGGACAAGGCACCAGAGUUAGCUGUGAUGUUAUGUUUUGAUGUCAAAGUCGAUAAGGAGGCUGAGCAUUAUGCAGAAGAGCAGAACAUCAAAAUAUUUAAUGCAGAUAUUAUCUAUCAUUUGUUUGAUGCUUUCACUGCAUACCAAUCGCAAUUAAUGGAAGCACGCCGUAAAGAGUUUAUGGAAUACGCAGUGUUGCCAUGUGUUUUGAAAACGAUACAAAUAAUCAACAAGAGAAAUCCUAUGAUAAUUGGUGUUGAUGUCAUUGAAGGUGCUGUGCGUAUUGGUACUCCUAUUUGUGCUGUGCGUCAAGACCCCGUCACCAAACAACCAAAUAUUAUGAUCUUGGGUAAGGUGACAUCGUUGGAGGUGAACCACAAGCCUGCAGAUUCAGUGAAGAAGGGACAAACAGCUGCUGGUGUGGCUAUGAGAUUGGAAAACCCUUCAUCCGCACAACCCACAUGGGGUCGUCAUGUGGACGAGACUGACAAUUUAUAUUCCUUGAUCACACGUAAAUCAAUUGAUACUUUGAAAGAUCCAGCUUUCCGUGAUACAGUUUCGAGAGAUGAUUGGUUAUUGAUUAAAAAGUUGAAGACCGUUUUUGAUAUAAAAUAA